This is a messenger RNA of Populus trichocarpa (black cottonwood), 1860 nucleotides long. RefSeq names its product cytochrome P450 81Q32. Gene Ontology annotation, molecular function: iron ion binding; heme binding; oxidoreductase activity, acting on paired donors, with incorporation or reduction of molecular oxygen. NCBI's taxonomy places the organism in Eukaryota, Viridiplantae, Streptophyta, Magnoliopsida, Malpighiales, Salicaceae. The transcript has 2 exons. Bases 81 to 1577 code for a protein of 498 amino acids. The record is from RefSeq and is a predicted model, not a curated record.
AUACAGAACAAAGGAUCAGUUCUGAUCAUUCCCACCCAAAACGGCAGAACUGAUUAAUUAGACGAUCAAUCAGUUCAACAAUGGAAGAAAUGAUGCAGUACUCGCUUCUGGGGGGUUUCUUUCUUCUUCUUGCUGUUACCCUGCUGCAAAAAGCAAGAAAGCACCGCAUGAAGCUCCCUCCAAGCCCACCAGGUCGCCUAAUUUUAGGCCAUCUUCCUCUCCUCAAACAGCCCAAGGCCAUCCACCGAACUCUCCACGACAUCUCACAAAAAUAUGGCCCAAUUGUCACCCUUAAGUUUGGGUUCCGAACUGUGAUCAUCGUAUCAUCACCAGCUGCCGUAGAAGAAUGUUUCACCAAGAACGAUAUUACCUUGGCCAACCGCCCCCCCUUUCUAAAUGGCAAGGUCCUGAAUUACAACUUUACCACCCUUGCCGCAGCUCCAUAUGGUGAUCAUUGGCGCAACCUUCGCCGGCUUACUGCUAUUGAAGUCUUCUCAGCAAGCCGCCUCAACACGUUCGCAAGCAUCCGAAGAGAAGAAGUAAAGAAUUUACUUCGUAAAAUUCAUAAACUUUGUGGUGAUGGUUCGGCCGUGAUAGAGCUGAGGACAAUGUUGUUGGACCUUAACUUUAAUGUAAUGAUGAGAAUGGUUGCAGGGAAGAAGUAUUAUGGCGAAGAUGUUGACGGGCUUGAAGAGUCAAAGAGGUUUAAGGACAUGAUGCACGAGUUUUCUGAAUGUACUAGGGUGACAAAUCUGGGGGAUUUGUUUCCCAUUUUGCAGUGCAUUGAUUAUGAUGGAUUUAAGAACAGGAUGACUCAGCUAGGUAAGAGGAUGGACGCUUUCUGGCAAGGACUUAUUGAUGAGCAUAGAGUUGAUAAGACUAGGAAUACCAUGGUAAGCCAUCUGCUCGCUUUGCAGGAAUCGGAACCUGAAUACUAUACCGACGAAAUCAUCAAAGGCAUUAUUCUGAUGAUGUUGGUUGCAGGGACAAAAACCUCUGCUUUGUCUUUAGAAUGGGCAUUUUCCAACCUGCUGAAUAAUCCACAUGCAUUAAAGAAAGCAGUAGACGAAGUGGACACCCAAGUUGGAGAAGGCCGUUUGGCAGAUGAACCAGAUUUCGCUAAUCUACAUUACAUUCAAUGUAUCAUCCAUGAAAACUUGAGACUGUGCCCACCAGCUCCGCUCUUGGUUCCACAUGUGGCAUCCGAGCGCUGCACCCUUGGAGGCUAUGAUAUUCCAUCAGGUGCCAUGGUACUUGUAAAUGCAUGGUCCAUUCAUAGAAAUCCAAACGUGUGGGAUGAUCCUUUAAGUUUUAAGCCUGAAAGAUUUGAAAAUGGGAAAGGUGAACCAUACAGGCUACUGCCAUUUGGGCUGGGAAGGAGAGGUUGUCCUGGAGAAGCUAUGGCAUUCAGAGUGAUAAACUUGGUUAUGAGCCAAUUGCUUCAAUGUUUUGAGUUCUCCACUGUUGAUGGAAAGGAAGUCGAUAUGACAGAAACGGCUGCAACACUCAUGUUGAAGAUUACCCCUUUGCAUCUCGUGUGUAAAGCUCGCCCAAACACUCACAACCUCCUCGCUUAAGCUGUCCGCCCUUCAAGGUAGAAAGAAUGCAAAACCCUUUUCAUCGUCUUAAUUUAGUGAUUCCAUUGAGGAAAUAAAUAAUUGUGUAAGGACAAUAAUUAUUGUGUUAUUAAUUCAUACUCCUUAAUAUAUCUACUUUCUGUAUUUUAUAAUUCCUAGAAAAUUCCAAUUUCAAAUGAUGUACUACUAUAUCCAAUUCCAACCUUUGAGAGUUGGUGAAGAAAAAUCAAGAAAAACAUCUUGACUGUAUACAGUUAAUGAAAUUUAAGUGGGUUUUUGGCAA